AUGGCAGACCUCUAUGCAGCUGUGAAACAGGGGGACAUCAGCCUUGUCCAAGCGGCCAUGGACAACGGAGCUGAGGUGAACGACAACGAAUAUGAGCACCUCAGAGAGGCCAUAAAGACCAACAACCAAGAGCUUGUGGGCUUCCUGCUGCCCCAUUGCAAUCCUGAGCGGGCUUUCGGCGGUCUCGAGACUGCCAUUUCCAACGGCCUCUUCGAGGUAGCAGAUUUGCUCCUCCAAUCGGGCCGAUUCAGAUACCCCCAAGGAUGGGCGACAGACUCGGAGUACGCACAUCAUAUGCGGUUCCCUGCUCGGAAGGGUGAAGAGGUCUUCAACAGAUGGCAGGCUUUUCUCAUGUCCCGAAAGGCGGCCCUGGAGGAGUUGCUGGAUCCCCUUUACCGGGGGUACGCACUCCUUUAUGGGGUCACCAGUAAGAACGGACACGGAUUGGUCCGCCUUCUGCUCAGCGGCCAGGACCUCGAGGCGACUCUCAACUGCAGAGUCUGGGUUGAGGAUGAAUUCGAAACGCCCUUGACCGCCGCCGCGGAGAGCGGCAACCUCACCCUCAUCCAAGGCCUCAUCGGAUUCCCGCAAAUUGACUACGGAGCCUGCGGCAAGUACGGCUGGCCAGCCUUCAUUCACUUGCUGUGCAAUGAGAGCUGCGCCGAUAGCCCAGAGAAGUGGGCUGUCAUUGAACGCCUGGCUGAGAGGACUCCCGAGGAUCUCUGCCUCGAUAGAUGGGGGAAGGAGACGGACUCCCUCUGCGCGACCGCCAUGCGGAUUGAUCACCUCGCUAUGGUGAAGAGAGUCAUGGAUUUUGUUUGGGAUAUUGCAAAGGCUCGUAUCAUACCAUUACUGAUACACACCAACCAGACCAGCUUUGUGAGGUGGAUGUUGGAGGAGGAUGUCGUGCCGAAAGACACGCCAAAGCCUUCACCUCUACUAUGGCUGCCAAUUUGCCGCGAUCUUGCCAAGGAUGGGGAAGACAUGGUAGUCCAGACCAAAUAUGCACUUGAGGAUGCAGUUGAGUUCUGGGUUCACCUGAAAAUUUACGAUUACGCCUUAUUGGCCCUAUGUCGAAUGGGAGACUUCGCAUUCGCCGAGCAAUUCUUUUAUGGACCAUUUCAUGAUCGUUCCGUCUGUUCAGAGAUUCCCCCGUUGGAAGUGUCAAAGGCAGCCAUUCUGAACUUCAAGGAAGCAGCUGAGAGAAUGACUGUAUUGCGACCCUGGGUCACUCAGGAAUAUGAUGCAAGUGCCUUUUGGAACGCGUACCAUAAUGAUUAUGAUUGGCUUUUUUCACGAUUAAAGGACAUCUUACAACAUCCCUUCAUUGAUCCAAACAAGAUGGACCCACAUGCUGGAUAUGAGGGAAGACCGUCGUUUCCAGAUAUUCCUCAUGACUUUUUCACUGAAGACGAGAUCGAAAUAGAAGAGGUCAAUGAGCGUCCGUUCCGAGUGCCCGAAGACACUGACUUUGAACAGCUCCCGCUACUUGUACGCGGCUGGCAGGUCUUACUGUUGGAAAGACGAAACGAAAGACGUCUAGUCCGUGACCGACACACUCCUCUCACUUGGGCUGUGGCAACUAAGGAUAUCAAACUGGUCGAGCUACUCCUCACUGCCCCUCUCAUCAAUAUCAACUUCCAGGACAGGUGUUGGCGCACGGCUCUCAUGUUUGCGAUUAUGGUAUCGAGUCAGGAAAUCGUGAAAUUGCUCAUCUCACAAGAAUAUGUCAAUCUCAAUGCUCAGGAUAUUGAAGGUCGAACUGCAAUCUUUUAUGCAGCCCAGACUGGAGAUGAAGAUAUGGUCAGAAUACUUUUGGAGUCCGGCAAAGUGGAUUUGGAAAUCGUGGAUUCUCAGCUACGAACAGCCAAGCAUCUUGCUAUGGACGAGGGGCAUGACCACCUUAUUCCGCUCCUUUGGACUGCUUAG
This is a messenger RNA of Penicillium malachiteum, 1929 nucleotides long. Its product is annotated as ankyrin repeat domain-containing protein. The record is from RefSeq and is a predicted model, not a curated record. The transcript has a single exon. The coding region runs from base 1 to 1929 and encodes 642 amino acids. Gene Ontology annotation, molecular function: protein binding. NCBI's taxonomy places the organism in Eukaryota, Fungi, Ascomycota, Eurotiomycetes, Eurotiales, Aspergillaceae.